Molecule: messenger RNA, 1276 nt
Organism: Rhinichthys klamathensis goyatoka
Lineage: Eukaryota; Metazoa; Chordata; Actinopteri; Cypriniformes; Leuciscidae
Gene: glt8d1
Product: glycosyltransferase 8 domain containing 1
Exons: 10
Coding region: 177-1274 (365 amino acids)
Cellular component (GO): Golgi apparatus
Molecular function (GO): glycosyltransferase activity
Source: RefSeq, a predicted model, not a curated record
UGAUACUAUAUAACCAGUGAAAGGUCUACUCUUUUCGGCUCUGGCGUGUUCACUGCAGGACUGAAGGGUAACUGCUGGACUUGUUGAUGUUGAGUUGGCGUUUUGGAUGAAGAGCCGAAGAGAGUCCAGACGAUAUAAUAAAAGAAUUCAAACUCAAGUGCUUUUGUUCGAGUGUCAUGACUGUACGCAGAGUGAAUGUGGUUAUUCUUGUGCUGCUUGCCAUCGCUUUUUUGAUCAUUUUGCAUCGAAAUCUGCUAAAUCUCAAUGAUUUCCUGAAGCAAGAGAAUCCAGACACCGUGCCCGGGAUGGUCCUGCCCUUUGAGACGGACCUCCUGUCGGGUCAUAAGGUCAUCAGAACAGGAGAUGAGAUCCCAGUGCUCAUCACCGCUCCAGAGGAGAGACUGGGAGCUGCUGUCACCGCCAUGAACAGCAUCUACCGCAACAGCAAAGCUAAUGUAGUGUUCAACAUAGUGACUCUGAAUGAGUCUGUGGUUCAUCUCAGGACCUGGUUGAGUAAGACUGACUUGAAACAUAAAAUUAUCAUUUUUGAUCCGAAGAUCCUGGCAGGGAAAAUGUCUAAUGAUCCUCAGAAGGUGGAGGCAGUGAAGCCGUUGACCUUCGCCAGAUUCUACAUGCCAGUUUUCUUGCCAGAUGCAGAGAAGGCAAUUUACCUAGAUGAUGAUGUAAUUGUACAAGGGGACAUUCGGGAGCUUUUCGACACCAGUCUUAAGUUUGGACACGCAGCAGCGUUCUCCGAGGACUGCGACUCGUCCUCCUCUAAAGGCAUGGUCAGAGGAGCUGGAAAUCAGAACAGCUAUAUUGGUUUUCUGGACUUCAAGAAAGAGGCGAUCAAGAAGCUGGGAAUGAGAGCAAACACUUGCUCGUUCAACCCUGGAGUCUUUGUGGCCAAUUUGACUGAGUGGAAGCAGCAGAACAUCACCAGCCAGCUCGAGUUCUGGAUGCAGCACAAUGCUAAAGAGGAUCUUUACAGUAAGACUUUAGCGGACAGCAUCACAACGCCUCCUAUGCUCAUCGUCUUCUACAAGCACCACUCGAACAUCGAUCCCAUGUGGCACGUCCGACAUCUCGGGGCGACAGGAGCGGGGAAUCGGUAUUCGGCUCAGUUUGUGAAGGCUGCUAAACUUCUCCAUUGGAACGGACAUUAUAAACCGUGGGGAAGAACCUCCUCUUUUUCUGACAUUUGGGACAAAUGGUACAUUCCAGAUCCCACAGGUAAAUUCCACACAAUCCGGAGACACACGGAGGAAAAAUAGAC